AUGUUCAAAAGUGUUUUCCUCAUCGGAGCCCUUUUCGCCGUUGCCUUAGGACAGUCUUGCAAUCCGAACGCCAUCACAGCCCGUGAGUCGCUUUCAGUGUGAAUACUCUUUCGAGAAACUUUUUCAGCAUGUAUGGAUGGAUUGCCUUGCCAAACCGGACAAACUUGUGAUACGGUGCUUCAAAGUUGCUGUGCCGAUUCGGACCUCAGUAAGUAUUCUCCCUACUCUUCUCCUCUAUAGUCACCAUUUAAAGUCACCACCACGGUCUCUGGUUCUGCCACCAGCACCGUCACCUCGUCUUCUUCCACUGUCUCCGGCGCCACCGUCACCUCUCGCACCACUUCUUCUUCCUCUUCUUCCUCCUGUGCCGAUCGCGUCAACCCAUCCACCGGAGUCUCCGAUUGCCCAGCGCGUGCUUCUCUUUGCAACGAUGCCACCUACUACACCGUCAUGACCCAGCAGUGCCCAAAGACUUGCGGAAGAUGCAACUCGACGUCGACUACCUCCUCUUCCAGUUAGUUUCCUACUAUUUCUUCAAUCAUUCCUCCAUGUUCCCUUCCUAAUCCGCCCGUUCCAGCCACCUCAUGCGUUGAUCGUACUAACCCAUCGACCGGUGUUUCCGAUUGUUCAUCCCGUGUCUCUCUUUGUAAUAACGCAGUCUAUUACAAUCUGAUGACCGUUCAGUGUCCGCGUACUUGUGGACGCUGCUUCUCCAAUAGCUCUUCUAGCUCUUCCUCUUGUGAGUGGCAGACUGCCUCUUCUUCCUGCCUCGCCAAUUCCCUUUGCUUCUGCUUCUGCGUGAUCAGUUUUUUUCUCAUCUUAUCGGGUACAUUUCAGCCUCCUGCGUCGACCUCACCAACCCAUCGACCGGAGUCUCUGACUGCAAAUCCCGUGCUUCCCUCUGCAACGAUUCCAACUACAUCUCGCUCAUGAGAACCCAGUGCCCGAAAACGUGCGGCUUCUGCAACAGCUCUUCCUCUUCUUCUUCGUCCACUUCUUCAUUCUCCACAUCAACUGUUUCCUCCGGAAGUAAUCUGUCAUUCCCCUCAUCUCAAACAUCGAUUCCCUUUUUUUUUCAGCAUGCGUCGACCGCACCAAUCCGGCCACUGGAACCUCCGACUGCGCCGCCAACAUCGCCCUCUGCAACAAUUCGGCCUAUCAGUCUUUGAUGCGCGUUCAGUGCCCGAGAACUUGCGGAUUCUGCAGUUCUGGAUGA
Caenorhabditis sp. 36 PRJEB53466 is the source of this 1216-nucleotide messenger RNA. The record is from the annotation of a GenBank genome assembly. Lineage: Eukaryota; Metazoa; Nematoda; Chromadorea; Rhabditida; Rhabditidae.